Molecule: messenger RNA, 1568 nt
Organism: Bubalus bubalis (water buffalo)
Lineage: Eukaryota; Metazoa; Chordata; Mammalia; Artiodactyla; Bovidae
Gene: CFL2
Product: cofilin 2
Exons: 4
Coding region: 211-711 (166 amino acids)
Biological process (GO): actin filament fragmentation; actin filament severing; cell motility
Cellular component (GO): actin cytoskeleton; actin cortical patch; cytoplasm
Molecular function (GO): actin filament binding
Source: RefSeq, a predicted model, not a curated record
GGGUGAGGAGGGCCAGCCGGCGGGAGGGCCGGCCCGGGGCGUGCCCACGUGACCGCCCCGCCCGCGCCGCAGCCCCCCGAGCCGCCGCCGCCUCUCGGGCCGCACUCCCGGCGUGCCCCGCACUCGCCGCCGCCCGCCUGCCCCUCCUUCUCCUCGCAGCGCCACACCGCCGGAGCCCGAGCCGCCGCCGCAGCCUCAGCCGCGGGCACUAUGGCUUCUGGAGUUACAGUGAAUGAUGAAGUCAUCAAAGUUUUUAAUGAUAUGAAAGUAAGGAAAUCUUCUACACAAGAGGAGAUCAAAAAAAGAAAGAAAGCAGUUCUCUUCUGUUUAAGCGAUGACAAAAGACAAAUAAUUGUUGAGGAAGCAAAGCAGAUCUUGGUGGGUGACAUUGGUGAUACUGUAGAGGACCCCUACACAUCUUUUGUGAAGUUGCUACCUCUGAAUGAUUGCCGAUAUGCUUUGUACGAUGCCACAUACGAAACAAAAGAGUCUAAGAAAGAAGACCUAGUAUUUAUAUUCUGGGCUCCUGAAAGUGCACCUUUAAAAAGCAAGAUGAUAUAUGCUAGCUCUAAAGAUGCCAUUAAAAAGAAAUUUACAGGUAUAAAACAUGAGUGGCAAGUAAAUGGCUUGGAUGAUAUAAAGGACCGUUCCACACUUGGAGAGAAAUUGGGAGGCAAUGUAGUAGUUUCACUUGAAGGAAAACCCUUAUAAAUCAGUCAAGUGCCAUCUGGAUCUUAAGGAGCUUCCAUUUCUCCAGCUCAGUCAAUUGGAAUAGUAUUAGGGUUUUUUUUUUUUUUUUCUUUUCCCACUGGGUCCUUCCAACACAGUGAAUGAAGGAAAUACCAUUCAUGUAAGCCGCCUAUCAGUGAUUGCCAUUAGACUGUUUAAUACUGUUAACUUUUAUGUAGAACCCAAGGAAUGCCUUCCCAUCAUAUUUUAGCCAAAACAACUGGGUAUAUGCCUCCUUUGCAGCAAACACUACAGUGAAUUGUGAUUGUCAAUGUGAAUAGCUUAGAACACUACAAAGGGUUAAGCUAAUUGAAUGCCUUCAAAGUAUUAUCCACUGGUGAGAUGGUAAACUCUAUUCAGUAUUACUGAUAGUUGCACUUGACUGCAGCUCUGUGAGGCUUGAGCAUUCAUACACCUCACCUGCCUUGGCAAGCCUAUUUUUUUGUGACAUGGCAGCACGGAUAUAACACUAUGCAUAAAGCACUUUUUUUGUAAUAAAUUUAAUCCCCCACCAGAAAAGGAAUGCCAAUUAAGUUGUGUUAACUGUGUCAUCAGCUUAUCCUAGUACCUCAGUGUUCAUUCCUUUUACCUGCAUAUCUUCUUAAAAGAAAUAGCUAUUAUUAAUGCCUUUUUUCCCCCAUUGAGUGUACACUACUGAAUACACGUAGGAGUUUUAUGUUUACCAUGUAAGUCUUGCAACACUAAAGAUAUUUUGAGUAUCAGUCAUGAUGGCAAUUUCUGUAUAAAAGAGCCUUAAAUGGAACAUUGUUUUUGAGAUCAAACUCCCCACCCUCACAAAAAUGGCCACGUUGCAAUAAAAAUUGUGGCAUAUUACAGAA